GAACUCUGACUUGUCUGAACUCCAAAUAAACACAUGAUGGCAAGCUUAACCCAGCAGCAAGUGAAGGAAGGUAGCAACCGCAUAGUAGCCGUCAAUGCCACCCCCUCUAACGACCUUCCUGCACCAUCUCAAUCUCAUCCCCAGAAACCUGGGUGGAAAAAGUUUUUGGCAUAUGUAGGUCCUGGCUUUCUGGUCUCCUUGGCUUACCUUGAUCCUGGAAACAUGGAAACUGAUCUGCAAGCUGGAGCUGACCACAAAUAUGAGCUGCUGUGGGUAAUACUUAUUGGACUGGUGUUUGCGCUUAUAAUUCAAUCAUUGGCUGCGAAUCUUGGCGUAACCACUGGCAAACACCUUUCAGAAUUAUGCAAAGCGGAAUACCCAUUAUUGGUCAAGUACUGCUUAUGGUUAUUAGCUGAACUCGCUGUCAUAGCUGCAGACAUACCUGAAGUGAUUGGCACAGCCUUCGCGUUGAACAUACUCUUCAAAAUCCCAGUAUGGGCAGGAGUUCUUGUUACUGGCUGUAGCACCCUCUUGUUUCUGGGUCUGCAGAGAUUUGGGGUAAGGAAGUUAGAACUGCUGAUAUCAAUGCUAGUUUUUGUAAUGGCUGGAUGUUUCUUUGGGGAAUUGAGCUACGUGAAACCACCUGCUUCUGGUGUAAUCAAAGGAAUGUUCAUCCCAAAACUCAGUGGUCAUGGAGCCACAGGAGAUGCUAUUGCCCUUUUGGGUGCCCUUGUCAUGCCGCACAAUCUUUUCCUCCACUCUGCUCUGGUGCUGUCUAGGAAAGUACCAAGUUCCGUGCGUGGCAUCAAUGAUGCAUGUAGAUACUUUCUCAUAGAAAGUGCGUUCGCACUGUUUGUGGCAUUUCUAAUCAAUGUUGCAAUGAUUUCUGUAACGGGAACUGUGUGCUCUGCUGACAAUCUUUCUGCAGAAAAUACUGGUCACUGCAGCGAUCUUACCCUUAACAGUGCUUCCUUCCUUCUCAAGAAUGUGUUGGGAAAGUCGAGUUCAACAGUUUAUGCUGUAGCACUGCUAGCCUCAGGACAAAGUUCAGCUAUCACUGGAACCUAUGCAGGGCAAUACAUCAUGCAGGGUUUCUUGGACAUGAGGAUGAAAACGUGGAUCAGAAACCUUGUGACUAGGUGCAUUGCCAUAACACCUAGUCUCAUUGUUUCCAUCAUUGGUGGUUCUGCAGGGGCUGGUCGGCUUAUCAUCAUUGCAUCGAUGAUACUUUCUUUUGAGCUUCCAUUCGCUUUAAUUCCACUGCUUAAGUUUAGCAGCAGCAGUAUCAAAAUGGGACCUCACAAGAAUUCUAUAAUUAUCAUUGUGAUCUCAUGGAUACUAGGCUUGGGGAUCAUUGGUAUCAAUGUGUACUACCUCUCUACUGCCUUCGUGGAUUGGCUAAUUCAUAAUAGUCUACCAAAGAUGGCGAAUGUGUUCAUUGGGAUCAUAGUGUUUCCUCUGAUGGCAGUUUAUAUUGGCGCAGUAAUCUACCUAACCUUCAGAAAAGACACUGUCAAGACAUAUAUUGAGACAAAGAAUGAACCAGCAAUGCAAACCCACAUGGAAAAGGGAUUUAUGAAUAAUGGUCAAUUAGAGUUGAGCCAAGUUCCCUAUAGAGAAGAUUUGGCUGAUAUUCCACUGCCACAAUAGGAGAAGGGGUUUUGUUCAUAAAUAAAAUGCAUCACCAAAAGAAGGGUUUUGCUCAUAAGCGUUAAACAUUGCACUGCUUUCAAUUCAUUCUAAUGAGCAACGAGACAGAUGAUGGCUGGCUCUCAAAAUGAUGGAUUGGAAGUGAAUGUAAUGUUUGGACCAUGAGAAUUCUCCUCUCAAAUUGUCACCAUGUGCUUGUUGUGCGUACUAAAUACAUAACUAUAGAUAAGUUUUUAUGUUAUUUUAUGUUGUAGAGAAAUUUAACCACUUCAGUGUAAGCCCCAGGACCAACAGGUCUUGAAAGUUUUUGAAUAAUAAACCCCAAUAGUAAGUAGCUUUGUCAAAUUUUACUUUGUAAUGAAAGGCGUGACUGAAAGCAAGAUGUUACAGUCUGUAAUGUAUUGUAUUCGUUGUAUUACAAUUUACAACCAUUUUCUCUGA
Messenger RNA from Cajanus cajan (pigeon pea), 2091 nucleotides. RefSeq names its product metal transporter Nramp6.1. Gene Ontology annotation, cellular component: plasma membrane. The record is from RefSeq and is a predicted model, not a curated record. Lineage: Eukaryota; Viridiplantae; Streptophyta; Magnoliopsida; Fabales; Fabaceae. Gene Ontology annotation, biological process: manganese ion transport; iron ion transmembrane transport. Gene Ontology annotation, molecular function: cadmium ion transmembrane transporter activity; manganese ion transmembrane transporter activity.